This is a messenger RNA of Mercenaria mercenaria, 696 nucleotides long. RefSeq lists its product as uncharacterized. The record is from RefSeq and is a predicted model, not a curated record. Bases 1 to 696 code for a protein of 231 amino acids. Gene Ontology annotation, biological process: lipid transport; lipoprotein metabolic process. Lineage: Eukaryota; Metazoa; Mollusca; Bivalvia; Venerida; Veneridae. The transcript has a single exon. Gene Ontology annotation, cellular component: extracellular region; membrane. Gene Ontology annotation, molecular function: lipid binding.
AUGGGUCCGUUUGCAACAUGGGCUGCUCAUAGGAGAAACACAAUAAAGGAACUGCAAAAUUUAGCAAAGAACAUGAAAUUCCAUGCAGGAAAUGCCAAGAAAGCCUCUGCUGUUGGUACUGGAACAAGCAUCGUUACAGGAGCCGGCGCUGCCGUUUGCUUCUUUGCAGCACCUUUUACGUUUGGUGGUUCUCUAAUUCCUGCCACGGCACUGGGUGGUGUAUCCAUUGCUGGUGCAGCCACAUCCGUUGGUUCAUCAGUAGUAAACUUCAUCAUCGAGAAAUGUCAUAUGAGUGAUGUCCAGUCCACUCUUGAUGCUGAUAGAGAAUCUCUUGAAAGACUAUUGAAAUAUGUAAAAGAAGCUAAAGCUAUAACAGUCGCUGAAGGUGCUGAGUAUGCCACGAAGAUCGGAAAAGCAGCUCCGGGUGGGAUCAAAUUAGGUGCAAACUUGAGCUUAAAAAUUGCUCAAAGGCUUGCUGUAUCAGAAAAAGUUGUAACAAUUUUAGUUAGACUUGGAAAGGUCGCUCGCUUUGCUGGUCAUGCUGCGACUCUACUUGCUCUUCCAUUGGACAUAAUUUUUUUCGUUAAAGACAUUCUAGACCUGAAAAACAACGACGUCUCUGCAGCUGCAGACAAAGUUCUAGAAUUGGCUAAACAACUUCAAUAUGAGUACGAAAAUAUAAUGUCAGAAAUUUAA